UCUCACUCUCCUUUUUUUGGUUACCAUUCUUCUUCGUUUCUCUCGUGUAUAUAAAUUCGCUUCUUUUCUUCAAUCCACUCCGUCGCACGUCUCUGAGCCUGUUUAAGCUUUCCGUCAUCACCCUCUCUUUGAACUCUUUUUCCCUACAGAACCAUGUCCGACGAGGAGCACCACUUCGAGUCCAAGGCCGACGCCGGAGCUUCCAAGACCUAUCCUCAGCAGGCUGGAACCAUCCGCAAGAAUGGUUACAUUGUCAUCAAGGGCAGACCUUGCAAGGUGGUUGAGGUUUCAACCUCAAAGACAGGAAAGCACGGACAUGCUAAAUGUCAUUUUGUUGGUAUUGACAUUUUCACUGCUAAAAAGCUUGAAGAUAUCGUCCCCUCUUCACACAAUUGUGAUGUUCCUCAUGUUAGUCGCACUGACUACCAGCUCAUUGAUAUCUCUGAGGAUGGAUUUAUUAGCCUGCUGACGGACAGUGGCAACACCAAGGAUGACCUUAGGCUUCCAACCGAUGAGAGUCUGCUGUCCCAGAUCAAGGAUGGAUUUGCUGAGGGGAAGGAUCUGAUUGUGACUGUCAUGUCUUCGAUGGGAGAGGAGCAAAUCUGUGCUCUCAAGGACAUCGGCCCAAAAUAGACUUUCCUUUGAUAAAAAUACAACCGCAGCAAAAUUUUAGAACGGUAUCCAGAUCAUAGUCUAUAGUUGUUUGACGUUUGAGAAGCAUGGUUCGUCGAUGCUCGACAGGAAUAUUCUCGAUUAGUGGUUUCUUUUUCUCUCUGAGACUUUACCAUUAAUAUUUAUUCAUCUCCUACUAUUGCUGUUUGAAUUAAGAGUUCAUUUCUUCUUGGCUAGUGUCAUUUCAGUCAUAAAAUUAUGUAAACUGUUAUAGAUGCUAUGUUUGUUUUAAGAGUUGUAGGAUAGAAUCAUGGUUUCUUCUGAGGAAGUAUAAUAUUUAUUUACCAGUAGGGGGUUUCUUUUUUAGUAUAUCGCUUAUCGUAUAGUAUGCAACUUUCUUUCUGAA
Messenger RNA from Benincasa hispida (wax gourd), 1018 nucleotides. RefSeq names its product eukaryotic translation initiation factor 5A-4. NCBI's taxonomy places the organism in Eukaryota, Viridiplantae, Streptophyta, Magnoliopsida, Cucurbitales, Cucurbitaceae. Gene Ontology annotation, biological process: positive regulation of translational elongation; positive regulation of translational termination. The record is from RefSeq and is a predicted model, not a curated record. Gene Ontology annotation, molecular function: translation elongation factor activity; ribosome binding; RNA binding.